AUGGAGCAACUCGUGGUGUGCGGCGCAAGACGCGCCAGCCUGUGCACGCUGCCCCUCGAGCUAUUUGACUACAUCGUCAGCAUCUCAUACGAUCUCGACCCAGCAUCGGUGUUGACCCUGCGCCUUGCGGGCACGCGCCGGGACGAUCUCAUUGUGCGUCACCUGUUUCGACGUGUUGGCUUGUCCGCGCUCAAGUCCUCGCGCGAGGCAUUUCUUGGAAUCACCUCUCGACCACACCUGGCCCGACAUGUCCGCGAGCUCAUCUGGUACGACCUGCCAUACACCAGCCUCGACGCGCACUGGGAGAGGCUGGGCAGGGAGGAUAAUAUCCCCAGGGAGCCUCCGACUGAGCCGCCCAGUCCCCGGAAACCAUUUGGUGCCAGUCCCAGACCCUUACCCGAUGUGUACCCGAAACAGCUACAGCUGCACGCGCUGCUGGCGGAGGCGUGCUGGAUGCACAACCUGCCCGUGGACAGCGCGUACGACAUGCCGGGACACUGGCAGGCAGUCUUUGACGAGUUUCGCGAAUGGUUUUUGUCCGCUCUCCAGGCGCCCCCGUUGCUAGACACAGUCACCACUCGCGUGCUCUGGUAUUACGGGCCACCUGCGCGUGACUUUAUCAAGCCGCCGUCGUGCCUCGUGGGGCGCGACCCCGCGAUCAAGACCAUCAUGGAGUGCGGAGGCUUGAUUGCAGUGGUCUCUGCGCAGUCGGACAAGUUCAUCGAGUUCAUCACGUGGGCAGCCCAGGCGAGGAUAUGCGCGGCCAAGACUGAAGCACCGGGCAGCGCACCACGCAAAGCUCAGUCCCGGGCCAAUAUCUGCCAGACAUUCAGGGGCUGGCCAAGGCAUACCGUCUCGUCCAGGACGUGUAUCGGCAGCAUCAGAGAGGAUGCUGUGCCAGGCAGCAAGCGGGCGGACGUUCGAUUCCACGAGCUGGAUGAGUCCGCUGUGACCGAGCUCGUUUCGCUGUUGUGCACACCUGCCGUCGUAGACAAGCUGUAG
Microdochium trichocladiopsis is the source of this 1002-nucleotide messenger RNA. RefSeq lists its product as uncharacterized. NCBI's taxonomy places the organism in Eukaryota, Fungi, Ascomycota, Sordariomycetes, Xylariales, Microdochiaceae. The coding region runs from base 1 to 1002 and encodes 333 amino acids. The transcript has a single exon. The record is from RefSeq and is a predicted model, not a curated record.